AUGGGUAAUCAAAGUUCUCGUGUAGCGCCUGCAAAAUCUUUACAUAUACUUGAUACUCAAACUCGUACACGUUAUAAAAAUCAACGUGAAAAUAAUAAUCUUCGUCGUAAACUUCGUAAUAUAGGUAUUCAACAUCAUGAUGAACUAACUCGAUUAACCCAUGGUGAACAAGAUGUUAAAAUGAAAUUACAUCAAUUACAUUAUGAUAGAAUACAAAGAGAUUUAUAUAAAAAAAUUGAUCAACCACGUCCAAAGACCACAGGAUCGUUCUUCAAUGUAGCUCAUCUUGAUAAUCCACCACCACGUGAUAGUGAUAUUCUUAUUCUUCAUAAUUUAUAUGAAUCACAAGUACAUGACAGAGCCAAUGCAGUAUUACAUAAAUCAAGUAAAGCAUCAGAUAAAGUUCAACCAUUAAGUGGUUUUCAAAAAUUUCAAUUACAAUAUUCAUCAAGAUUUGAGAUGAAUCAAAAUCAAUUAGAACAAAAUGAAAAACAUUUGGCAGCAAAUAAACAUUCUUUAAAGAAAGAAACUGAACUAAUGAAAAAAUCAAUUAAAACAGCUGUUGCAAAAGCAGCACGUGAUUCACAUGUAGUUAUACGUCGUGAUGCAAAUAGUUUUUAA
Adineta steineri is the source of this 621-nucleotide messenger RNA. The record is from the annotation of a GenBank genome assembly. Lineage: Eukaryota; Metazoa; Rotifera; Eurotatoria; Adinetida; Adinetidae.